Molecule: messenger RNA, 1092 nt
Organism: Cylindrotheca closterium
Lineage: Eukaryota; Bacillariophyta; Bacillariophyceae; Bacillariales; Bacillariaceae
Source: the annotation of a GenBank genome assembly
AUGAACAAUAACAACAACAACAACAACAAUAUGAUGGACAUUGAACCAGAUGGCGCUUCGACGUCCGUUUCCAGUGCUGGAUCGGACGAGUCUCCCAUGGCAAUGUCCAAGGCCGCCCAAACCAAGAUUCCCGACACGGUGCGAUAUGACGCCUUGAAUCCAGCCGCAACCGAAAAGAGAUAUUACGAUUUGGAGGCUUGGUUGUCCAAAUUGAGCAUGGGAACCCCACUGGCGGAAAGUGAAGUCAAGGCUCUUUGCGAAAUGGCGAGGGAAGUCUUGCUGAACGAAUCCAAUGUCCAACCUGUGCCAGCGCCUGUGACCGUCUGUGGUGACAUUCACGGCCAAUGGCAUGAUUUGAUGGAAAUCUUUCGCAUUGGAGGAAGUGCGCCAGACACUAAUUACCUAUUCAUGGGAGAUUAUGUCGAUCGAGGUUAUUACUCCGUCGAGACUGUCUCCAUGGUGGUCACGCUCAAGGUCCGAUAUCCCGAUCGGGUCUUUUUGCUGCGAGGCAACCACGAAUCCCGUCAAAUUACCCAAGUCUAUGGCUUCUAUGACGAAUGCGUCCGAAAGUACGGUUCGGCCAAUGUCUGGAAGAUGUUUACCGAUCUCUUUGAUUACCUACCCUUGACGGCACUGGUUGAAAAUUCCAUCUUUUGUCCCCAUGGUGGUUUGUCACCCUCCAUUGAUACCUUGGAUCACGUCCGCCAAUUGGACCGCGUCCAAGAAGUUCCCCACGAGGGUCCCAUGUGCGAUCUGGUCUGGAGCGAUCCCGACGACCGCAGUGGCUGGGGGAUCAACCCGCGAGGCGCUGGAUUUACCUUUGGCAAGGACAUUUCCGAAAAAUUCAACGAACGGAAUGGACUCUCCCUCGUAUCACGGGCGCAUCAAUUGGUGAUGGACGGGUACAACUGGUCGCAUGAUCAACAAGUGGUCACCAUCUUUUCGGCUCCCAAUUAUUGUUAUCGAUGUGGUAACCAAGCAGCUAUUAUGGAAGUGGACGAAUCACUGCAGAGAACCUUUUUGCAAUUUGAUCCUGCACCGAGACGAGGUGAAGCACAUUCUGGAAAGAAAAUGCCCGAUUACUUUUUAUAA